GUUCAGCAGAGGAGUCUAUCUGUGGCAGCUUACUGUAUCUUGUGGAUCUUACUGAGCGCUGAGAGUGAGCCAGGACCCAGGCAGACAGAUCAGGAAUGGUUAAUAAUCGAACCUCCGAAUCCACCACCACGGCAGUAAGCAGCAACGGUUCACCCCCCAAAGCCUGCGCAGGCUGCGGGGGGAAGAUCGCCGACCGAUUCCUUCUCUACUCCAUGGAACGAUAUUGGCAUACCCGCUGCCUAAAGUGUUCGUGCUGCCAGGCCCAGCUCGGCGAGAUCGGCACUUCCUGUUACACCAAAAGUGGCAUGAUCCUGUGCCGGAACGACUACAUACGGUUGUUUGGGAGCAGCGGGGCGUGCAGUGCAUGUGGGCAGUCAAUACCAGCCAGUGAGAUGGUGAUGAGGGCACAGGGCAGCGUAUACCACUUGAAGUGUUUCACGUGUGCCACGUGCAGGAACCGAUUGGUACCAGGUGACCGGUUUCAUUAUAUCAACGGAACCAUCUUCUGUGAACACGACAGGCCCACGGCUCUCCUAAAUGGUCACUUAAACCCCUUACAGAGUAACCCGCUACAGAGUAACCCCAUGCUCCCAGACCAGAAAGUUUGCUAAUGAAGCACCGGGCAUGUAUCCUUGUGCCUUCUGUGAAUAGAACCUCGGUCACACAUUGUUGGCGUAUAGAGAUACCUAUAUAUAAAUAUAUAUAUAUUCCUCCUUUUCCAUAUUUCUCUAGAUUCCAUGCGUGGUGUCCGCGCGCGCAGUGUUUCAUUCGCUGCUGACAUCCACACUUUGUGUUUUCAAUAUUUGAGGAGGGAUGAAGAACUUGUAAAUCGGAUGUAUAAAAAAGAUAUAGUAUUUUGGAACUUUUCACAUUAUGAAUUGUUUCUCAGACACUCGGAUCGGAAGAGAAUGGGGCUCUCUGUGUAAAUAGGACACUGAUCUCAUUUUACUUUUCACUGCUGACAUCACAACUGGCGCUGAGCAAUCAGAAGGUUUUGAUUUUUCUGGACUAUUUAUCGUUAAGCAUUUUUGCGAGAUCUCCAUCACCGUUGCGGACUGUCCAAACCCACACGCUCUCUCACCCAGUGGAUUUAAACUGUGGGCAGUGCCGCCCAUCGCAUUAAAACCUUACACCCUUGCUAUGGGGAGAGUGGGCAGAGCUCUCCUUUCAACUUAUUCGACUCCAAUAAGCUCAAACGUUCUAAAUGUAUUUAUUGCAAUUCAGCGAGAUAGAGCCGCAGGUUGGAGGUGAGACCGGGACAGAAUGAAAGGUGUGGACGGGUGGAAAGGUUACCAGUGGAAAGCUAAUAAUAUAACAAGCAGGGAUUAAAUACUUUGUAUCUGAGUAAGGUAUACGUAUCAAACUAACCUGGGGGUCUUUACAUACUUGGGAGCCAUAAGCACCCAUCAAUGUGAUGAGCAGACUGCUGGUCCCCGUUCACAUUGCAGUAUGAAGCCCCUUAUUAAAAGGAAUAUUUGUCACAAUCUCCAAACCCAGCCCUAAAGAGCACCUGCAAUAUAUAUUGAAGGAAUAAAAAAGUACAAGAAAGCGGCAUGAAGCACGAGACCAUAGGGCAGCUUUGCAGGUGGAGGGUGUUAGACUAAGAAAUUAAAAUACUACAAUACACAAAUUAUCCUAGAUACAUGGAAUAGCCUUCCAGCAUAGGCAGUAAAGGCUAACGGUGAAAUAGAAAGGGGAGUAGCUUUUACUGCUUCCACUGAUAGGGAAUUCCAGGUACAUACUGCAGAAUAUUGCAUAUUAUAUGUUCAUAUUUAUAUCAGGUAUGGAUGUCAAAUGGGUUAAAAAGAACAGAUGGUAAUUACCCUUUCUGUAUCACUGGUAGCUAUUACUACUCCCACUGGAAGGCUAUUCCAGGUAUCUACUACCCUUUCUAUAUCACUGUUACUGCUCCCACUGGAAGGCUAUUCCAGGUAUCUACUACCCUUUCUAUAUCACUGUUACUGCUCCCACUGGAAGUCUAUUCCUGUUAUCCACUGCCCUUUCUGUAUCACUGUUACUGCUCCCACUGGAAGGCUAUUCCAGGUAUCUACUACCCUUUCUGUAUCACUGUUACUGCUCCCACUGGAAGGUUAUUCCACAUAUCUACUACCCUUUCUAUAUCACUGUUACUACUCCCACUGUAAGGCUAUUCCAGGUAUCGACUACCCUUUCUAUAUCACUGUUACUGCUCCCACUGGAAGGCUAUUCCAAGUAUCUACUACCCUUUCUAUAUCACUGUUACUGCUCCCACUGGAAGACUAUUCCAAGUAUGUACUAUCCUUUCUAUAUCACUGUUACUGCUCCCACUGGAAGGCUAUUCCACGUAUCUACUACCCUUUUCUUGUCACUCUCCGCAUUCUGGUCCCCCAGUAUUACAAUUUGCCAGAUUUAAAAAUGAAUUAGAAAUUUGCUUAUUGUCUGAUUAAAUUUAGCUUAUACCAAUUCUUGUCAGAUUUGCAUGAUGAUGUCCUGAAACCUGUAGAUUUUUCUCCCAGUCUAAAUUUCCACUGUGGGCGACCUGAAAGGGUCCGAAAUGACAAACGAGAAUGACCCGUGCCAAACACAUGCUGAGUGAUGACUUAAUGGGGCAAAGGUUAAUUGCAUUUAAAUUCUGGGAAAAGACAACGAGUGCUGGACAUGGAUUCCAAGGCAAUAAAUACUGGCGCUGAUUUGGUCAAGGCUAACUCCUCCUCCGCCCCAGUGGCCCUCUCGGUUAUCUUUUAACCCCUAGCCAAUAACCAACAGUGCCACAAAUUACCAUGUUGUGCCCACAAACCAAUUGGAUCAGAAUAUAUAUACUGCAUGGUCUUUACAAGUCAGUAAACCCGAACACAUCUGUCGAUGGCUAAACAACAAAAACAUUUCAAAAUAUUGCAAUAUUGAUCAUUUUACAGCUUAAUGGUUAAAAUGGUUCUGGAU
Messenger RNA from Pelobates fuscus (common spadefoot toad), 2919 nucleotides. RefSeq names its product LIM domain transcription factor LMO4-A. The record is from RefSeq and is a predicted model, not a curated record. Bases 96 to 611 code for a protein of 171 amino acids. Lineage: Eukaryota; Metazoa; Chordata; Amphibia; Anura; Pelobatidae. The transcript is spliced from 5 exons.